Molecule: messenger RNA, 3241 nt
Organism: Pectinophora gossypiella (pink bollworm)
Lineage: Eukaryota; Metazoa; Arthropoda; Insecta; Lepidoptera; Gelechiidae
Product: probable cationic amino acid transporter
Exons: 19
Coding region: 132-2525 (797 amino acids)
Biological process (GO): transmembrane transport; amino acid transport
Cellular component (GO): plasma membrane
Molecular function (GO): amino acid transmembrane transporter activity
Source: RefSeq, a predicted model, not a curated record
CACGCCGCCACCGCCACCGCCACCUCGCCGUCACGCGCUCCGCGGCGCGGGCCCGCUCCCUCUCCUCGCGCGCUCACCGUGCGAGCGCGGUGUAGGUGGGCGGCUUCGGCGGUGAACACCGAGCUGCCACAAUGAGGAGGGCAUAUCAACGCAUCCAGGAGGUGGACUGGGCGGGGGUCCGGCGAGAUGGCCACAACAUCUUCACCAAGCUAAUACGCACCCGAGAUCCUCGGGACACGGAGACCACGGAUGAAAUAACCGUACCGGGGGGCAAGCAGCGUCUAUCACGAUGCCUGACGACGAUGGACCUGACUUCCCUGGGCGUGGGAUCCUGUGUGGGCACCGGGAUGUACCUGGUCGCCGGGAUGGUAGCCAGGAAGUUCGCGGGCCCAGGCGUGGUCAUCAGCUUCAUCAUAGCGGCAGUAGCUAGCAUCUUCUCAGGGGCCUGCUAUGCCGAAUUCGGAGUGCGGGUACCGAAUACCACCGGGUCGGCCUACAUGUAUUCAUACGUGACCGUCGGAGAGUUCAUCGCUUUCAUCAUCGGAUGGAACAUGGUCCUAGAAUAUUUGAUUGGAACCAGCGCCUGCGCCCGCGCACUCAGCGCCUGCUUCGACUCCCUUUGUGACGGCGCCAUAGGAAACACACUCGCCUCGUUCUUUGGAACCAUAUACGGCAAGCCCCCUGACAUCCUCGCGUUUGUUAUCUGUCUGCUGAUGAUGCUGGUGCUGGUGGCCGGCGUGAAGAAGUCCCUUUUCUUCAACAACAUCCUCAACGCCAUCAACCUGAGCAUCUGGGUGUUCAUCAUGACAGCUGGAUUGUUCUACGUGGACUUGGACAACUGGACCGAGCAUAAAGGCUUCUUGCCAUACGGAUGGAGCGGGGUAUUCAGCGGUGCCGCGACGUGUUUCUACGCGUUUAUAGGGUUCGAUAUAAUCGCUACAACCGGUGAAGAAGCCAACAACCCUAAGAGAUCCAUUCCCCUGGCCAUCGUGCUCAGUCUGGGGAUCAUUCUCCUGGCCUACGUCAGCAGUUCCAUGAUGCUUACGCUUAUUGUGCCGUACGACGAAGUGGACACGGACUCCGCGCUGGUGCAGAUGUUCGCGUAUGUGCAGGCGCCGAUCUGCAAGUACAUCGUGGCUAUCGGCGCGCUGGCCGGCCUUACCGUCUCCAUGUUUGGAUCUAUGUUCCCCAUGCCAAGGAUCAUCUACGCCAUGGCCCUUGAUGGACUGAUCUUCAGGCAACUGGCAGGAGUGUCGGAGUCGUCGGGCACGCCUGCGCUUGCGACGAUCGUGGGCGGCGCGGCGGCGGCUGUGGUCGCGCUGCUCAUCCAGCUCGAGGUCCUCGUUGAGAUGAUGAGCAUCGGUACCCUGCUGGCGUACACGCUGGUAUCGACUUGUGUGUUGGUGCUUCGGUACCAGCCACACUCCACUAACCUGAUAGAACUGCUGCCGCAGAGCCUGCGCACCCCCGUCGAGCCCGAGGGAACUGCCACUGGACAGAGGGAGACCACAUUCACGGGCACGACCCACAUGAUGCCGCCCAACCAACGUGUAAUGGUCCGCCGAGUGACACGAAGCUCCCCCGACUCCGACGACACCCUGCCUGGUGAUGAAAGCGAGGAGUACGGCAGAGAUGACACAUUCCUCGUCAACUCUAAUACUGAGAACAAGUUUUACGGUGCAGUCCCCGGCGGGACCGGCGGCAGCAGCUCGCGAUGCAGCCGGUUCCUGGACGCCGUCGGCCGCAAGCUGCAGGCGCUGUCAUACCUGUUCCCUGGGCUCUUCCCCUGGGUCGACUGCGGACCCGCUACCGAUAUGUCCGGAAUGUUCGUGAUCAAGGCCGUGGGAGUGAUGUACCUGCUGAUCGUGGUCUUCGACAUGUGCGCGGCGUACUGCAACCCUGGCGACAACACCUUCACCAGCAUUCUGAUGGUGUUCCUGCUUCUUGGAAUCAUCGUCAUCCUGCUGCUUAUCUCCAGGAAGCCGCAAAACCGUGUGGCGCUGAUCUACACGACUCCAGGGCUGCCCUUCGUACCAGCCACGGCUAUCAUCGUCAACAUCUACCUGAUCCUCAACCUUUCGAUCCUCACACUCGUGCGCUUCACCGUAUGGAUGGCACUCGGUAUGAUCAUGUACUUCAAAUACGGAAUCCGGAACUCGACCCUGGAGACAAACCCGCCUGCCCCCCGAGCCGAGACGCCCCCUCCCCCCAACCCGCUGGACCGCACCACUAUCCCACCACCAUCACCACGGAGCUCCCGGCCAGUUGGUGACCGCAACAUCUUCGAAGGCGACGGCAAUAACGGACUCUACGGCAACCAUGACUUCUCGGACCCCCUCCUGGCCUGGCACGUGGCAGACCUGGAGCCGGUGCAGUCCACCAGCCGCAACGUCGCCUCCGGUCCUGGUUACAAGCAGGUGGAAUCCCGGUAUAAUGAGAAGACCAACAGCACCACUUCCCACGCCCAGUCCAGUCGGCCUCCGUGGGCCUACCCCGACCCGAAGUAUGACGCCUGGGACGACUAAGCCAGUCGCCGCUAUCGACUGAACGCUUCAUUAUUUAAACAAAUUUAACUCCGUGUUUGUAUUUGAUGUAUUUAUAUAAUACGAUAGGUUAUUAAGAAGGCACCGCGAAAGUACAGUAAAGUAGAUACUCAAAUAAUCGACUCUCUUAGAAGACGUUAUUUGUAAUAAAUUUAUUUACUUACAACUUUAUUUCCAAUAAGUUAAUACUAUUAAGUCGUUGUUGUAGCUGUUCUUAUUACUUAUGGGAAACCUGUAUGUAAUGUAUUCGAAAAAUCGAAAAUUGUAUGUGUAUUUUCAUAAAGUUUGUUUGUUAAAAAUGCUAAAUAUUUUUGCUCGAAAAUACUACUAAAAUAGAUAACGAUUUUAUUGUGCUUAAGGUUAGACAAUCCUUCGUGUCCCCGUAGGUAUUAUAUCUGAUUUAUCUCUGACUUAAAGUCGUGUAUAGUCAACACAAAUAGAAAAGUAUUUUACCAACGUAUUUGAACGGAAGAUAUCAUGUUACGAGAAUUGUUAACAAAAUGAAGUAAGUAGUAAUAUUUCUAAUUAAUCUUUGACUAUUAUUAUACAAACUACUACUUACGUAGGUAGGUAUUAUAAACACGACUAUGUAACUUUGGAUAAGGGUCGGUGCUUAUGUACUUCGGUCAAAAAUUGCACAAACAAGCUUCCGUGUAUUUUUUUUACAAUCUUAUAAAAGUUUAAAACCUACCCAAACA